ACAAUGACUGGACGCGGCAAGGGAGGAAAAGGACUCGGCAAAGGAGGCGCCAAGCGUCAUCGAAAAGUGCUGCGUGAUAACAUUCAAGGCAUCACUAAACCUGCCAUCCGCCGUCUGGCUCGUCGUGGUGGAGUCAAGCGAAUUUCCGGGCUUAUUUAUGAGGAAACCAGAGGCGUGUUGAAGGUGUUUUUGGAGAACGUUAUUCGAGACGCUGUUACUUACACAGAACACGCUAAGAGGAAGACCGUCACCGCAAUGGAUGUCGUUUACGCUCUGAAGCGACAGGGACGCACUCUGUAUGGUUUCGGAGGAUAA
Messenger RNA from Ochlerotatus camptorhynchus, 315 nucleotides. RefSeq names its product histone H4. The coding region runs from base 4 to 315 and encodes 103 amino acids. The transcript has a single exon. Gene Ontology annotation, cellular component: nucleosome. The record is from RefSeq and is a predicted model, not a curated record. Gene Ontology annotation, molecular function: protein heterodimerization activity; structural constituent of chromatin; DNA binding. Gene Ontology annotation, biological process: nucleosome assembly. NCBI's taxonomy places the organism in Eukaryota, Metazoa, Arthropoda, Insecta, Diptera, Culicidae.